Messenger RNA from Cladocopium goreaui, 624 nucleotides. Lineage: Eukaryota; Dinophyceae; Suessiales; Symbiodiniaceae. The record is from the annotation of a GenBank genome assembly.
AUGGCUCGUGGUUCACUUCUGCCGCUCUUGGCAGUUGCCACUUUGGUGGCGCUUGCCACGCAACUGCUCGACACCGUCUUCGUGGGCAGCGUGGGAAGCCAGGCCAGGACGUCCUUGGUGCCUCGUUCUGUGGGGGUAGACUACCUCCUGCGCAACGGGCCCAAAGAUGCGGACCCUCCGUUGAUCAACACGGCUAGUGCUGCUGGCCCAUCUCAUGAGGUGACCUUCAAGAAACGUCCCUUUGGCAUUGCACGCUAUGCCCCGGGCUCCACCGGCACUGGAGCCGUGGUCAUGGAAGUGACCCCAAAGUCGCGAUACCCCGGUGAUCCACAGGGUCAGGCCUUUGUUGCUGGCGUUCAGCCAGGUUGGGUGGUGAAGGCUGUGAACGGCCAGGAUGUGACCGGUGUACCCUUCGAGAGCAUCAUGGAAUCCCUGGAUGAUGAGGUCCUUGACCCUGUGGCCGCUCUGUCCUUGAACCUUAAGGAAUCUGGCACUGUGACCAACUUCGAUUCGUCAACUCAGGCAGACAAGUCCUACGGAGCAGUUGGUGAAAGCACCUUUCAGUUCGGAGGUGGUCAGAAGGCAGAGCUGCCCAUCACCGUCACCUACGUGGAGCAGCGCUAA